GCUUACUGGGAACUGGUGUUUUUUCUCCCGAUAGCGAUGAAAUCCCAGAGAUUUCGCGAGAUUUUACACUCACACAUGCGGUUGCUUUUAUAAUACGUUUAUGUGACCACCAUGAACAUUAGCUACUAACUGUACAGCUGUGGUGUCUGCCCAAAAGUAAUAGAUAGAUGUUAAAAUUGUGAACGGUAGCUCUGAUAGCCGCUAUUAGCCACCCACAGAAAAGCGUGUGUCUGCCUAGCCUCCUCUGUAGCCUGUCUGCAGCAGUGAAGAAGAGGCUCUGCUAGGUCAAAUGAGUGUUGCUGAUUACCGCCACAGUAUUCACUGCCAGGUGUUGCUCUUCACUCCUUGACAGCCUCUGAAUGUCUGGAGGAAUGUCCAAGAAAAGGGGAAGAAAGCGUAGCAGUGGGGAACUCAGUGACACAAUAGAUCCUAACAGUAUUUUGGGACUACGUAUACAACAUAACUGGCGUGAGAAAGGAAACCAAAGCAAAUGGAAGGGAACAGUACUUGAAAGACUAAGUGUAAACCCAUCUCUUUAUAUGGUUAAGUAUGACGGCUUUGACUGUGUCUAUGGUAUAGAGCUGUUCAGAGAUGAACGUGUGUCCAACCUGCAAGUCUUACCUGAAAAUGUUGUAAAUAAUAAACUCAAGAUCCCUCCUGGAGCAGAGGAGCUAGUGGGAAAGGCUGUGGAGCAUCUGUUUGAGAAGGAGGAUGGAGAGAAGAAUGAAUGGAGAGGAAUGGUCCUCUCCAGAGCUCCAAUAAUGACCCACUGGUAUUAUAUAACAUAUGAAAAGGACCCAGUUCUUUAUAUGUACCAGCUGUGGGAUGACUAUGCUGAUGGAGACCUUAGGAUACUGCCUGAAGCAGAAAAUAAGCACUUGUUGCCCCCAGAUAGAAAGCCAGGAGAGGAGACGGAGAGUCUGGUCGGAAAACAAGUGGAGUAUGUCACCGAUAAGGGCUUGAAAAGAACUGGUCUGGUAAUCUACCAGGUCCCAGCCAAACCCUCUGUGUACUACAUAAAAUAUGACGAUGACUUUCAUAUUCAUGUUUAUGACUUAGUUAAGACCACUUAGAAACAACAUGCUCAUUAUCAUUUUAAAAGCCAUUACAGGUUUAAAGGAUUCUGCAGUUUGCCAUUCAGAGGAAAGUGCAAUAUUAUUUUUGAAUGUAGUUGUAUUGUUUAACUGCUACUCUAAGCUUUGAGAAAGUUACUUUCUUUUACCAUUGCUGCUUUAGUUUUAGAUCUAUAUUUUACAUUUGGACAGUUUGGGGUAACACCUCCAAAGAGCUAUAUAAUGCCAUAUUGUCCAGAAUGCCCACAAAAAUUUAUUGUAUUAGAACAUAGCUACAGUUUACUGGCACUUUAUUUGAUAUACGUGCAACUUAUGUUCAAUUUAAAUUGAUGGAUAUAUAAAUUAGAUGGAUAAUACUUCUAUUCCCAAAGUACACUGUACUGUACUUUGCCAAGGAAACAAAUAACUAUUGUUAUGAAUUAAGUGCCUUGAAGCUUGUAGUUUUGCAACCAAACGUUGUUUUUGUCUAUAUGUUGCUACCCGUUCUUUAUGUUUAGCACAACUUUACAUCAAAACUGGAGGUUCUUAAAUAGUAUGUGUCUGUGUGCUAAACAAUAUGGCCUGAAACAGUACUUUCAGUUAUUUGCUACUUGAAUGAAUAUACAGCUUGAAUGCACAAAACAAAUAGUGUAGCAGUCUAUGAUAACGUUGUAGUCGUUUGUAUGAUAGGCAGUACUAGUUUUGGCGCAUUGCAAAUGUAAAUUUUUAAUACAACAGCAAUAGCUUUUAGAAAGUGAAGCUGUAUUUAUCUGAAUACAUGACAAGACUUGUAUUAUAAUUAUUUCAAUGGUGAAAAUACUGCUAUUACUCCAAGACACAGAAUAAAUUGCUUAUUUAUUAAUGUCAUUAUCUUUGUGUGACACUGUGGGUGUUGCUUGUAUUCAGUUGUCUAUAAUUGUUGCCAGUAAGCCUGCAUGCACAAUCAUCUAAGAAAAAAAAACACUUUUCUUCAUGGCAUGUGGUGGGAUCAGUGUAUUCAACCACAAUUACGUAAAUUCACAUUAAUGUUAAAUACAUUAUAACAGCUAUGGUGCCACCAUGUCAAGUACUGACUUUGAGUUUGUGAUGUACGUUUUGUCACGC
This is a messenger RNA of Periophthalmus magnuspinnatus, 2156 nucleotides long. Its product is annotated as spindlin-1-like. NCBI's taxonomy places the organism in Eukaryota, Metazoa, Chordata, Actinopteri, Gobiiformes, Gobiidae. Bases 360 to 1073 code for a protein of 237 amino acids. The transcript has 5 exons. Gene Ontology annotation, biological process: gamete generation. The record is from RefSeq and is a predicted model, not a curated record.